AAUUUAAAACCGUGUAUAUCCAUAAGAGUGAUUUUAUUGAAAAGAGCGCAGCCAAGGCAGAGCAUAAAGGAGAGGAGACAGCAAAACCCUUUCUUUCUCUCUUCAGAGGUUUAGAAGAUAAAUACAUAAUAUUCAUUCAUAUUCAUAUGACAGAGAGUGUUGCAGUUGCAAUAGGAAUAUCGUAUAUUACAAAUGCUUGAAAGAAGAAGUAAUGCAGAAAGUGAUACACCGCUCAACUUGUUCACUUCCCAUUCCUAUUCUCACUCUCUCCGCUACUUGUAUCCCUCUCUUAACUAAACCCUCUCACUUUACAACAAUGGCUUCAUCAUCGCCGUCUAAUUCUGCUGCUCUUUCAUUUUCUCUCAAAAAUACCCUCUAUUCUUCCUCUUCUUCUUUUCGCUACUCCAAGGUUUGUUAUGUUCGUAGAUGUUUUUGCCCAACUCUAACCCUAACACGCCACACCACUACUAUCAUUAACAAAACCCUUCCUUGCCUUCUCAAUAACAACUCUUCAAAUUCCUUACAAUCCUCUUCUUCUUCUUCUUCUCAUGACACUGAAGAUGAACAACAACAGGGUACCACAGGGGAUAACUCCACCUCCUCUUCUUCUUCUUCCACUGCCACCUUCAGACUUAAUAGGAGGCAAAAGGCUUCUUCUUCUUCUUCUCCCAUUUCAUCUUCUAAUCCUGAUUUGUUGGCUAUUCCUGGUGUGGGUCCCAGAAAUUUCAAAAAACUCGUUCGGAAAGGUAUUGAAGGUGUCGCUCAACUCAAACAACUUUACAAAGAUAAGUUCUUUGGAAAAUCUAGUGACCAGAUGGUUGAGUAUCUGCGGAGCUCUGUUGGAAUUAUUCACAAGAACCAUGCUGAAAGUAUAACUACUUUCAUUAAAAAGAGUGUUGAUGAAGAAUUAGAUGAUAGUUCCUCUGGGAAGCAGCCACUCCAGAAGAAGCGACUUACAUUCUGUGUUGAAGGUAAUAUCAGUGUUGGCAAAACUACCUUCCUUCAGAGAAUAGCCAAUGAAACUAUUGAACUGCGUGAUCUUGUUGAGGUGGUUCCUGAACCCAUUGGCAAGUGGCAGGAUGUUGGACCUGACCACUUCAAUAUCUUGGAUGCUUUUUAUGCUGAGCCCCAGAGGUAUGCCUACACCUUUCAGAACUACGUCUUUGUUACUAGGGUGAUGCAGGAAAGAGAGUCUUCUAUUGGAGUCAAACCUCUUCGAUUGAUGGAGAGGAGUGUUUUCAGUGACAGGAUGGUUUUUGUACGAGCUGUUCAUGAAGCCAAUUGGAUGAAUGAGAUGGAGAUCAGCAUUUAUGACUCUUGGUUUGAUCCUGUUGUGUCCUCCUUGCCUGGCCUUAUUCCUGAUGGUUUUAUCUAUCUCAGAGCAAGUCCUGAUACUUGCCAUAAGAGAAUGAAGUUAAGGAAGAGAGAUGAAGAAGGUGGAGUCAGCCUAGAAUAUCUCCGCGGCCUACACGAAAAGCAUGAGAGCUGGUUAUUCCCCUUCCAAAGUGGUAAUCAUGGAGUAUUAUCGGUCAAUAAGCUUCCCCAUCAUGUCGAUAACUCUUUACACCCUGAUAUAAGAGACCGUGUAUUUUAUCUGGAGGGCGACCACAUGCAUUCCAGCAUUCAGAAGGUUCCUGCAUUGAUUCUGGACUGUGAACCCAAUAUUGAUUUCACCAAGGAUAUUGAAGCCAAGAGGGAAUAUGCGCGCCAAGUUGCAGAGUUUUUUGAGUUUGUCAAGAAACAGCAAGUUCAAUCCGGGGAAGGUGAGAAAAAUAGCCAGGGACAACCACAGGUGCUGCUACCUCAUGAAGGUAACCUGUGGCUACCAGGUGGAAAAGCUUUUCCUCGUCCCCCCUUGGACUUCAGAAGGGCAAUGUCAUUUAUGUCUGGUAGUGGCUGAUGAGAUAAACCUUGUGAUUGGGAUCAAGAUAUACUAGUAGCCCCUAGUUUAUGUGUUCGUCUUUUUUUGCAUGUAAAGAAAGAUUUUAUCCCGAACCUUGAUUGAUGUAAAUUUGGUAGUUAUUUAUGGUUGUCAAAUACUGAUAGUUGCUACUAAUCUACUAGAGUACUACACUAGUUUGUAUUUUUUGGGUUACAAAGAUGGUUUUUCUACUAUUGUCUUUGUUGGUUACAAAGGGUGUUGUUUAUAGACUCUUCUCUCUGACCCAACAAGCUAGUCGUUGGGGUUGGGCUGUAUAAGGCAAAUAUUUUCGAACCGGGUCUCAAUCAAUGGCCAAAUAUGAAGUUAAGGACGAGUUGAAACAA
This is a messenger RNA of Cicer arietinum (chickpea), 2265 nucleotides long. RefSeq lists its product as uncharacterized. The record is from RefSeq and is a predicted model, not a curated record. Lineage: Eukaryota; Viridiplantae; Streptophyta; Magnoliopsida; Fabales; Fabaceae. Gene Ontology annotation, cellular component: cytoplasm. Gene Ontology annotation, molecular function: deoxynucleoside kinase activity.